CUUUCGUGUAACUAGGUUUGCCUUCUCUGGCUAUGGCGGACAUGCUCCCAGCUACCUGAAUUAUAUGCCACGCGUGGAUUAGGGUUUUGGCAUUUUCUCCGGGCGAUGGGAGAAGCGGGCAUCGCCGCCGGGGGAGCGCCAGUCGAUGAGCUCACGCAAGAUGGUAUGGCGCCUCCACACUCGAAUUCCAAUUCUCUGCCCGAUUCCGAUUCCAAUUCCAAUACUGGCUGCGCGGCGAAUCGGAGCUACCGAUGCGAGCUCCCGGCCGAGAAAGAGAUCGUCGCGAGAAUUGGGAGCUUCGUGGAGAGGUGUAAGAAGCUACAGGACGAAGCAUCGGUUCACAGUUCCAGGAUAAGGGCGGAAGCGCAAGUGUUGAGCCAGCAUGCGCUGGCUUACGAUGCCGAGAUUAAGAGCUUGAAGGGCGAGAUUGCUGCGCUGCUAGAGAAGGACAUGGUUGGAAAUCAUCUGGUGGAAAAGCUGGACGAUGAUCUCUACAGGGCCCGUAGCAUGAUCUACGAGGGUGAUGUCGCAGCUCUUCUUCCUCACAAGUCGAAUGGACUGUUUCUACGCCUCCUCCUGGGACCAGUGAACGUCCGAGCUACCCGGAAUGACGCGCGAUUUAAAGUGAAGGAAGAGUACAACACUUACAGGGACAGAACAGCAGUGUUGUUCUUGGCGUUUCCUUGUGUCCUCCUGUUACUCAAGAACUUUUUAUGGAGUGGCUGCUUCCCAGCUGUACCUGUGCAAGCCUACCAAGCAUGGCUGCUGUUCUUCUACACCAGCUUGGCACUGCGAGAAAACAUUCUUCGAGUGAACGGAAGCGACAUACGUCCAUGGUGGGUAUAUCACCAUUAUUUUGCCAUGGUUACAGCUCUUGUGAGUUUGACAUGGGGCAUUCAAGGGCACCCGUCGUGCGUUCGUAAACAGGAAGCUGUGAGACACUUUUUGUCUUGGGCGGCCAUGCAGGGAGUCUCGAUGCUACUGCAGAAUCGAUAUCAGCGACAGCGCUUGUACACACGAAUCGCUCUUGGAAAGGCUGGAAGAAUGGACGUGGUGUGGGGAGAGACCGCGGGGAUGAAGGGACAGAUCUGGGUGCUGUAUCCCCUGCUCUUCAUUCUCCAGGCGUUCCAGUUCUUCAUUGGUUUCAAACUGCUUAAAACUCCAAUGGUGGACAAAGAUUACGAUUGGCAGAUGGUGGCGUGUGGAGUGCUGCUGAUCGUGAUGGCUGUUGGCAACUUCGCGAACACCAUGGCCACUGUUGCGACCAAGGUGAAAGUCAAGUCUCGGAUGAAGAGAAAGUUGCAACGAAUGUCCUCCAAGACGUCCUAAACGCGGCGGCUUAGCAACACUAACAGCGAAAAUAAUGCGCGUCGAUGACUAGCCCAGUCAACGCCGGUCAGCAUAAUUUUUGGGUGGUAUUGGAAUAUGCGCGGUGUCUUGACAUACAUCGCUUGCGUGAGAAGUGUGUAUGAUGAGGCAAUGCCAGGCGCUUGCUUGUGGGAAUCAUGGAAGCAACUAAACGAUAGAAAAGAAAAGCUUGCAGGAAA
Selaginella moellendorffii is the source of this 1547-nucleotide messenger RNA. Its product is annotated as transmembrane protein 120 homolog. The transcript has 10 exons. NCBI's taxonomy places the organism in Eukaryota, Viridiplantae, Streptophyta, Lycopodiopsida, Selaginellales, Selaginellaceae. The record is from RefSeq and is a predicted model, not a curated record. Gene Ontology annotation, cellular component: membrane. The coding region runs from base 106 to 1329 and encodes 407 amino acids.